Meriones unguiculatus (Mongolian gerbil) is the source of this 10736-nucleotide messenger RNA. RefSeq names its product GPRIN family member 3 (gene Gprin3). Gene Ontology annotation, biological process: neuron projection development. The transcript has 2 exons. Lineage: Eukaryota; Metazoa; Chordata; Mammalia; Rodentia; Muridae. The coding region runs from base 601 to 2880 and encodes 759 amino acids. The record is from RefSeq and is a predicted model, not a curated record. Gene Ontology annotation, cellular component: plasma membrane.
CUUAAUCUCCUGCUUAACUUCCCAUCUGUCACUGGUCCCCCUGCAGCGGGAGCACAGCUACCCAGUCGUCUGGCCUCCCCCGCGGCGCUAGGCUCCCGGAGCGGGGCCCAGACGGCCGGUUAGGGCGGAGCUGGGCUGGCCGGGAGGGUGCCGCCUGCGGAUCUGCCGCUGGGGAUCGGCGGCUGGGGCCUGGCCGCGGCGGAGGGGCGCGCCUGCCUGGCGCGGAUCAGCCCGCACGUGAACGCCACCUCCAGGCUGGCAAGGGGCCGAGCGGCGGAGCUGCCGGUCUCCGCCCCGCUCCAGCGCCGCCUCAGCCCUUGGCAUAGUAAUCUCAGUUCCUGAUCGCGCAGAGCUGGCUCCUGGCUGCAGCGGACCGCGCGUGUCCCCCCGCCAGCAGCGGUGUGGCCGAGGCAGGGCUGGGAAUUUGCGGGCGACUGGAAGCUCAGCACUGCCGUGCAGACAGCGGCCCAGCGGGGAACAGCCCGCCGGAGCAGGCCAGUUCUUCAGAGGGCUCAUCCCUGUAUCCCUCUGAGUUCCAACUACUUCCUAGUGGAAAGCAUACUUGGAACAGACACUGGAGUGCUGGUGGAGAGAAGUCCCAUGGGGACUGUACCUGACCCUCUAAGAGUGACUAAAGCGUCUAUAGUGGCAGCUUCUGGAAAGGAAGAGCUGCAGAGUGUCUCACCACAACCAUCUCAGGCAGAUAAGAAUGCUAGUGGCAUUGGCAAUGUCCCUGUAGAACUCAGCCACAGGCUCAGUGCAGCUGCUGAGACCCUGAUGCCUGAGUCCAGCCAGGAAGACAUGGCAUCUCCUGAUGUCCUCAAUGAGGUAGAGCAAGCAUGUUCUGCACACAACACUCCUGAUGACUCCCAGCUUCAAGGAAGAAAGGAGUCAGCAGUACCAGGCUGUGAACCUACUUCAGGAAAGGUACUUAUAUCUGCACCAGUUUCAACACCAGCCAUUCAGCACACUGACCAUGCCAUCCCAGGUGACCCACGAAAUUCUAACACCUGCCCAGUACCUGAAGAUUUCUUGGUGAAAUUAAAGGCAAACUCAAACAGUGAGAAACCUGAAGAGUCAAGUUGUCCUACCCGGGUCACAUGUUACAGCAGCAAAAAUCAAAUGCUCUGUGAUAGUCCUUCUCCAGAAAAAGGCCAGGGAAUUGUGCAGGCUCCAGAUACAUCAAUGGGGGCUCACUCAUCCCCGUCUGCAGAUGGACCUGAGGGGGAAGGGCAGAAAGCCAUCAGUAAUAUCACAGUGGGGUCCAGUGAACCUCAAGCAAAAGAAGUAUGCACAGAGAACCAACAGCCCUCUGCUACUACCUUGUACACCGUAAAUGAAAGGUCUGAAAACCCUCUACUAUCCCUCCUCACCAGUAGAGAUGCCACAUGUUCUCCAGAUGCAAAGAAGAUGCUGCUGUCAGCACAACAACCGCUGUCAAGGUUCAAGGAAGCCAGUACAAUGACCUGCCAAACUGAAAGCGAGGCUAAGGAUGACCCUGGCAGAGCUUGUCAAGACGCCGAAGUACAAGCAGUGGCUAGUGUGGAGAGCAGAUCUGUCUCUACCAGUCCCAGUAUUCUCCCUGCAUUCUUAAAGGAAAUCCAGGCUCCUGAGCACGAGAUUGGCCAAGAGCAGUUGCGUGUAAUUUGCUAUAGCAAGGGCAGUGAAGGCCAUUUGUUGGAACUCUCUAACAGCAUGGAAGACCCCCAGGAGUCAAGGCAGUGUCCUGUCAUUGUACCACAGGUGCACAUCCAGGCAGCUGCUGAUGUUCCUGCAGUUUUCAAAGGGGCGUGCAAACUAGGGAACCAAGCAGCUGAAGCCCUUAAAUCUCCACUGAUCCACGCAGCCUGCAAUCAACACCAGAGUACAGAGGGAGAUGGGUGGUCUUCAGCAAGCAGAGAGGCAACCUCCAGACAGCUUACAGGUUCUAAUCCUGGCUCCCAGAAAGCUAGCUCCAUUGACCAGAUUUCCCUCAUGGCAGGAAAUCAAGCUGAGAUAAGUCAUGGGCUGGGGAACUCUGAACCCACGCCACCUGAUUUUAUAGUGAAAACUACAAAUGACCACAAAACAGAGCCAGGCUGCAAACUGCCUGACCCCCAGGGAGGUGCCAACAAAGAGGACCAGCUGGAGAGCUUGGACCCAACUGAUAAAAGAGGUACAAAGGAGGAGAAGCCCGCUUCUCCUCUUAUUGUAAAAGAGCAGGCACCUGCAGCCACCAGCACCCUACAUGCCAAAUCCCUACUGCUAAAUCCUAAAUCCCAAGGAAAUGAAGCUGCAGCAUCAGAGGUCAGUCUGGCCCCCUCUCCAGGGAGGAAGAACCAGCAGAACACCUUGGAAGAACACAGACAGACCAAGACAGUCACGAGCCUGAGCCUGCCGUCCGAUGGCACAGGUGACUCCAGUCCAGGCUCUGGCAAGAGGACCCCUUCUCGCUCAGUCAAGGCCAGCCCGCGCAGAGGAAGCCGGGUCAGCGAGUUCCUGAAGGAGCUCAACGUGACAGCAGCUGUUGCCCAGGUGGGACUCACACCUGGCGAGAAGAAGAAACAAGUUGGUGCAGACUCCAAACUGCAGCUGAAACAAUCCAAGCGAGUCAGGGAUGUGGUGUGGGAUGACCAGGGCAUGACCUGGGAAGUGUAUGGUGCCUCCUUGGACCCAGAGUCACUGGGAAUUGCCAUCCAGAACCAUUUACAAAGACAGAUUAGGGAACAUGAGAAGUUAGUUAAAACACAAAGUGGCCAGACUCGAAGAUCUAUUUCCUCGGAUUCUUCUUCAAAUAAGAAGCUCAAGGGGAGACAGCAGGGUGUUCUGCAGUCCAUGCUGCAAAACUUGCGGCGCCCCAACUGCUGUGUCCGCCCCGCCCCGUCUUCUGUGCUGGACUGAAAGGGAACAGCACUGCCGUAUGAGUUGUGUUUUCCUUGUGACUAUCCAUGUCAAAGCUUAGAAGUCGGAAUUUCUGUUUUGUUUUCAGUUUGUUGUUUUCUGGGAGACCUGGGAGUAAAAGCAACUAUUAAGGUUAAGAAUUAGCUAUUAUGAAGUAUUGGCUCCUCCAUUAAGUAAAAUGCCAGUUCACGUUGAUAGAAAGAACACUAGAGGUGAGGCAAAGCUUGCUGAUGGUCUGCACCCCUAAUUCAGAAAAACGAUUCUCCUCUGAGGUGUUUUCAUACAUUAUUGUUUGCACACAUACACACACGAGCCAUCUGCUGUGUUCACCUCCGUCUAUCAUAGAGAGGUAUUUCCACCAAAACAUCUGCUUUAUGUUAAAACUAGCAAUACCACUAUUAGCAACACAGAAAAUUUCUAGUCUUACUGAAAUGAGGAUGCUAGUCUUACUGAAGUCAGGAUGCUAAUACCACAGAAGCUUAAGUAUUUUAUAAACCUUAAUGUGAAAAACUGAUACAAAUUUGAUCUAUUCCUGCUACAAGUAAGAUGAAAUGAAAGUAUUCAAAAGUGUAUAAAAAGAAUAUCAAUUGGCUAUAGGCAUCUGAAGCUAACCCUUUUUCUGUGAACAAGUUAUUGUUAGAAAAAUUAGCUCCAAGUAUGAAUACUGCCUGCACCAAACAUGAACUGAUGUCCGUACAUUUUCCUGCAUUGAAACCAAAGGGCAUCUCUGUCCUUUUGACCAAAUUAAAGCAGUAUUUUCUUACACUAGAGGCAGUGUCUACGACCAUAGUCAUAAGAUUAAGGAUAACAGUAAAUUUUGUGUUGUAAAUGUGUCUAUGGCAACAGUUUCUGAUUGCUUAAAUGUACAACCUAGAUUCCUUCAGAUUUAUCACUUUAAAGAGACAUACCUCAGAGAUCUUCAUGAAACAAUGGUUUGAGCUCUAGGUGGCCAUGUUCCCUCGCUGGUUUCUACGGAAGGAUAGACAUGGAAAAGGGGAAGAGGUUGGGGCGCUGAGCUGGGGUCAGCAGCAGCUUGCACACUGGGGUAAUGUAGAGAAGGAGCAUGGCAAAGGUUUAGGGAAGGCCUUCCUUCCAGCACUCCUGGUCCAGACAGUGCUAAUCUGAAGGCUGCAGGUAACACUUCAGACUAAGGUAUGGGAGAAAGAGCAGCAGCUAACUGCCUUUGCUGAAAUCACUCCCAACAAGCUAGAAAAGAGGGCCUGCCGUGUGUUUUUUUUUUUUUAGAGACUCAAAUAUCAAUGGUAUAGCCAAAUAUCUAUUUUGAUUUUUUUCAGUUUAUUUCUGUUUUAUAGAUUAUAAACAUAAAAUUAUACCUGAGCUCUAGGACCUGAGCUAUAUUGCAUUUGAUUUCUAUGAGAGCAAUUUAACUGUGUAUGUAGCUGCAUAAGUAGGCCACAGUGACAGCACCCUCUGAGUUGGAGAAUGAUAAUUACAGUGUUAUACUUGGAACUUAUAAUGAAUUUUUUAAUAAGGUAUAUUUUCAGUUUCUUACUAAUUGUCCUCUAUUAAGGAUGCUUUAUAAUAUAAAAAUUACUGUCAAAUUACUGAUCAAAUUGCUAUAUUAAUGAUUAGAGAUUUAGUAUAAAAUUCUCUCUUUUAGUGUAAGUACUCAUUUGUCUCAGACACCCUUGCCGGGACUUUAUUUGUCUCCUACCUUGCACACACUGGAGCCUUCUGUCAUACUUUGGCACCCAUGCUGUGUACACACAAGUAACUCCCUGCAUACACAGGAGCAGCUGUCCUUGGGUCUCUCUCCAGAUGGGGGCCCCUAGAAGUGCUCUAACAGGAUGUUCCUAGAUUCAAAUAGGAGAGAAGAAAGAAUUCUGGUUAGUACUAAGGUUGUGGGUUUAGAGUAAAGAUAGAAUGCAUACAUAGUUGAAUGAAACGGAGGCCUGAGAAUUUUGUCAGCAUCUGUCCCAAAUUCAGUAAUUCAAAACUGUUCAGUUUGGUGUGGUGCCUAUCAAAUCAAAACCUUAAGAAGAAAUAUUUCAUUAAUAAAUUUGUUUUUCUUUGGUACCAGAACUAAAUUCUUCAUUUCUACAAGACUCUAGGAACAUCACAAAAUGAUAUAAAGAGCUUUUUGCUUUGUUCCUUUUGCAUCAUACAGAAUUGAGAAGAAAUGCUUCACCAAAUGGCACUAAGCUGGGAACCUGUUCAGGUGUUUGUAUCAUGGUACCUACUCUUAGCAAAACCCCUAAGUCCGUGACAUAGCAUUCAACCCUAACCUUCAGAACAUCACUGGGACCUCUUGCCUUCUUCAUCCAGGGGGACACACAGUGGCUUUCCUGGCAGACUUUUCAUUACUUUCUGUUCUUGCUUUAUCUGUGUGACAUACAAUGGUUUGAGAGUUAUUUGUGUCUAUCCUUAAUUUCUUUCACGUGUCAUUUAGGCCUUCCUAAUACAUCUUGAAAUAUAGAUAGUAAAUGUUUUAUUAAAGAAAGAAAUAGAAAAUAUUUCUGGCAUCAGUAAUAAAAGAAGUGAGAACUCAGGGUUUUGAAGUACAUUUACCAUUUACAAUGUAAAGAUGUUAUACCACUUACCAAGAAAACACUAGAAUUCUUAUUUAAACUGUCAUUGUUCUAUGACCAGGGGACAAACACCCCAGCUUCCAUUGAAAUUUGUUCAUUGUGAAUAAUUUUAUAAGAACAUCUUUUUGAAUUUGAUUUGCUGACAUGGCCACCUAUGUAACAUAUAAUAAAAUACUGAUCAGUCUUUCAUUUUGAACCAACAGCAUAAGAUAAAUAUUUUGUAGUGUCAAAGUUAGCCAGAAGCCUGUGUGUAUGUAUGUUCAAAAUGAAAUAGUUGUAAAAUGGAUUCAUAUGGUUUUUUACCAUGACAAGUUCUGCUAUGCUGAAUGUAAUUUGAUCUUUGAUGAUUUUUUUGUUCUUCACAGUCAUCCAAUGCGCACUAUUUUGGAUAUCUGUGUUUCCUGUGUUAUAGCUUAGGUAUAAAGCUGAAGUCAGUUGGACUGAAUGUGCAUGUGAAGCCUUCACUUAGAGGUUGGCCUUCGGAACCAAAUCCUGAAUAGGAUCUUGCUGUCUUAAAGCAGAAUGAUAAGAAUAAGGAAAUUGCCAGAUGUUUGGAUCUUAGAGUCUAAGGUUUUGCUGUUCCCAGUUUGUGCUGUUUUGCUUUCUUUGGUGAUACUCCAUCAUUCUGGCGUGGUGUAUAUACUAUACCAAAAACAGAACACAUGUGGAUUUCAACUUUUAAUAGUAGGGGGUGUGUGAAAGUGUGCUUUUAACGUUACUUGUACACUUUUUAUUCAUUGUUACAUUUACUACAGAUACAUGAGAAAUCAGUUUCCUUUUACUUCUACAGUGAAAGUGUUUUUAAAAGACCCCAUUUUAAUGUGAUGUAAUUCACUAAAUCUCUUGUCUACUUUUUCAAAUCAGUAUAAAAAAAUGUAUUAGAAUUACAUUUGUGUAUAGUUCAAUGUGCUUUUAUUGAACACUGGCCACUCAUGGCCUUAUGUAGACUCAGAUUUACUAAUCUACAAUGCUGCCAUGGAGAUGAGGCUGUCAACUCUCUCCUGCUUUGUUCUUAGUGCUAUGUGAAAAAUAAGCUUUUGAAUUCCCCAGUGUGGCGACACAGUGAAUGAGCUUAAGUGAGCUGACAACAUUGUCACUGCCACUGCUUUGUCUACACGGUGAAUCAGAAACCCUGCUUCUGUCCAUGUCAGUACCUACCCUGUCACAUUUAUUCAUGAGCUGAGCAAUUUUUUUUUUUUUUUUUUUUUUUUUUGGUUAGCUGUGUUCCUUGAUGUGUGUGGUCCUAAUGCAGGUCAGCUGCUGCCCCCUGGCAAGUGAAAUGGGCAAAUCUGUGAAUCGCCUGCCAUCCUUGGGACCAUAUCCCCUCCUAACAAAAUUCUGCAAGUGAUUAUAAAAGUCAUCUGCACAGACACAUGGGCUUACGAAUAACCACAUAAUUUUGAACAUUUUUGUUAAAUAGCUUUGUAAAUACUGAAACAGAUUUCUGUGAACUCAGUCUUACUUUUGGAACAGAACGGAUUCUCUUUGGCUACAGAAAUCAAAUAAGUUUGAUUUGCAAUGGCCAAGAAAGUAAAUGAAGAAGUGAGGUGGGAAGUCUCUUCCUCACAGUGAUAUCUGCUAGAGGUCUUUAUUGCUAUAUUUAAUGGUGAACACUCACCAGCUCAGCUACAAACUUGCCACAACCGAAUAACCUCUCUCAAAGGAAAUCCAGUCCAUCUGUAAAUGUGUGUAUAAACAAACAACAGACAAUCCUGAGAACACCUUGGCUGUUGGAAAAAUAAACGUGAUGAUAAUUAUAUAGGACAUCCAAAUAACAGCAGAUUCAGUGAGAUGAGUUGCGGGGGACAGAAUGGUGCAACAAGAUGUUAUUAAUAUAUUUUUUUUCUAAGACUCAGAUAUCUCAGAAACCAAUUUGAGAAUAAAGACUGUUGACCAUGAAUCUAAAGACAAGCAAUACAGUGCCAAAAAGAGGCAGUUAGACCAGCAAGUGCAUCAGCUGUGCUCAUACAUUAUGUAAUUAUCGUUUGCUCCGUGAAGAUCGACUAGCUCAGAGGACACAUGGAGGCACAAGUUCUGCUUUCAGAUGAAAGACAAGUUAGAUUCCUCACAGAGAGAAGCAGUGACUAUGAGCAGAGAUUGGCUGGCAUCGUGUCGCAUGCCAGCCACACAGAAGAGGAGCCACUGAAAGUCUUGCUCACUUCACACAGAAAUCAGCUUCAACCAGAAACUGUGUUCAAAAAAAUAAAGACCCAAUGUAUAGGAAUUUCUCUUCCUAGACACCAGCAUGACAGAUGGAAUUCACUUUACUCAGCCCAGUGGACUGCCACACUUAGCAAUGAAAAGCAGGCUCCCAAAUGAAAAACGACUAAAACAUGAGCCCUUCUAGCAAAAGAAGCCUCAAAUAACGCCUUACAGAGAAUUUUCUAGAUGAUUUAUGAAUACUAAUUACUCAUCAAGUGUCUUUCUGAGUUCAAGUUCAAAGUUAAUUAGCUGCAAAGCAUUAGGAAUUAAGUCACAUAUUUUACACUUCAGGAAAAGACGCUGAUGAUCAACCAACAAAACGAUAAUUAUGAUGAGAUGUUCUCAUGAUUUAUAAGUGCUAGGAAGAAUUAAAUGGGAGAGUAAGUUUAACCUCUAGAUCCCUUCAAUGUGGGAAUGUUGUCAGGGUUUUUCUCUCCCUUGGGAGAAAAUUAUAGUUUGGUUUUGGUUUGGGGAUUUGUAGAUUUUUUUUUACACUGCUGCUAGAAUUAACUUUUAUUUUAAAAAUUAACCUGUUUGUUCUUUAGAGAAACUUAUAAGUAGUUAAACAGCUUCUGGUUCCAGUGACUUUCAAUUAUGCUGUGUGAAGGUGAUGUGGAGUGAGCUGCAUUGGAAGAGCAGAAGGAGCUUGUCUUUGUCCAAAGGCAUUCCUAAUGAUUUUAGUGUAGAUUCACUAGCGUUCAUUUCAGGCCACAUCUGGGAGUAAGUCACUUUCUGUCAUGUCUUAAAUGAUACAGACACGUUGGAAAAUGGCAGUAUGCUAGUCCUGCACUUCUGUCCUUAAAAAGAGGAAAGACUAAUAAUGCUUGCUGUAAGGGGAUACCUCCUAUUAGAGAUGAGAAAAGUCAACCUGGCCUGAAAACUCAAGAAAACCUCUUAAGGAGCAAUUACUAAAUCUCUAUAUUUAUUUACCUCUGCUGUACUAAUGUGUGGAAAAAUAUGUUGUGCAUAAUACUGUAGCUGGUUGUGGUGUGUCCAUAGAUUAUAUAAGCGCGCUCAGUCUGUGAGUGAUUGCUUUGCCACUUUUAUGUGUUGUUUAAAAAAAAUAGCAUGCUAUAGCUCAUUUAAAGGCUGUUUCCUAUCAACAAGUAGGUUUAUGCAGGAAAGUUAAUAAAAUCAACAAAAUGUGUGCGUGUGUGUGUGUGUGUGUGUAUGUGUGUGUGUGUUCAGUGACAGAACUGAUCCUUUUGGAAGAAGGUGAAGAAGGACUUCACUUGGUUUCUUUAGCAUCCAGAAGAGAAGCCAGGAUAAUUCCCGCAAAGGCUGAGUGCAGUGCUCAGUACACUGGCAUGUUACUAAGUAUGCCAGAGCUAAUUUCACAUGUCAUUAGUCACAAGUAAGGUCAGUUCUUUGACCACUGGGUGGACUUACAUUUCUCACACAUCCUCUGUGUUAACUGUGUGACAGUAUGUACAUACCGUGGGUGUGAUUGUGUACAUACCUUGUAUGACUUAUCUAAAUUCUCUGAGCAGUAGAAGGAAAGUGGAAUGAAGAAAUAACUAUUCAAAAGCUUCAAAAUAACUGAUCAAUAUGUAUUUUCAUUUUCUACACAUAAAAAUAUAUAUAUAUAGCCAAAUGUAAAUAGCAUAUCCAAAUAGAUGUGCAUACAAAAUUCGUUUUAUUUAUACUAUUAUAUUUAAAUCAUUAACAAAACAACUAAUUAUUAGCUACAUCUUUCCAUUUACUUUUCCUAUUUUGUAUCUAUUGUUAUUGAACUUAAUGCUCCUAUUAAGCGAUAUUACACGCAAAUGGCAGCUUUUAAUGUGUAAGAAAGCCCAGCCCAGUUAGUAUCUCACUGAGUCUGGUAGCUGAACAGCUUCAGUGUAUUAAUGCUAUUUUCUAAGUACAGAACCAUAUUUUGGAAAUGACACAUACUGAGGAAAACCACUUAUAUUUUGAAAGCUGAAUUUGGACCUUUACCAAUAUUUAUUUGCACAGCCUGACAGAAAGCUUACAUUUCUGUUGAACUUAUGCCUGGAUUUCUUUAGUGUGUAUAAUCACCCAAGAUAGACACAAUCACAUGCUUUUCUCCUGAGAUUAGUAAAACAAUGUGUACCCACACCAAAGAGAAAUAACAGAUCAAAGUGAAAACAAGUUAUAAUGAAAUAGUACAACAAGACAAUUGGGCAUUCCUGCAGAAAGACUCACAUACUCUGCAGAAUAAUACCAGGGCCAGUGCCAUGCUCCAGUUAGUGGAAAUGGUGAACAAAAAUAGCUGGUUUAUCAUGGUUCUUCAGAGAAUUAAUCAAAUUCCCCCAUUUUGUCUCUAAGAAAAUCUCUUGUUGAAUAAAGAUCUGAGACUGCCAUUCUUAAAAGUUAAUACAAUUUGACCCUCGUUCCAUGACACUAAAAAUUAUGUUAGCUAGUUGCUGGGCUGACAAUGCGAAUGAAAAUACCAGAAUUACCCCUUGAUAGAGAAUUCCACUAGGAAAUUACAAACACAACCACUUUUCACUAAAGGUUAGGAAUAAUAUUUGAAUACACACUCAUGGGUUAGGAAAUGAAUGUGUCAUCUUCACACCUUAGAAAUGGGUAAAGGCCAUUGUGCAGACACUACAUGAUGAUGGUAGGUGGCCAGUUUACCAAUGAGAAGAAUAGAAUUCCUGAAAUCUUGAUGUUCACCAUAUACUCUUGCAUAAAAGAAAUGUAUGUGCUUUGGAAAAUGCAGAUUAAUUUAAAGAUCACCAAAGAACUGCCAGUGUGACAAUCAUUUGUGUACAUUCACUGAAAAUGGUCAAAAUGAGCUACAAUAUUUAAUCAGUGGGAAAUGGUAAUCUUCAAAAUGCAGAGUAUGAGAAUUAUGGCAUCAUGUCUUUCUACAAAGAUCAUAAAAUAGCUUCUUUAAGAAAGUUCCCAUCUCUUGGACACUGUUAAAUAAACCUUUUCUCCCAGAUAGAGGUAGAAGGUCAUGGUUAUAUAAAGAUGAUUUCACAAGCAGGCUCCAACCUUCAUUUCACAUUUGUUUAUUUUUAAUGGAUGAUUAAAAUACUGAGGUUCAAUUACUUAGCUACUUUUGUCCUCAAAAUUUUUGAAAUAUGGUUUUUUUUUGCAUCUCACUUCCCAUAAUAAAUAUAAUAUGAAAUAAAA